AUGAAACUUGCAUUGUCUCCUCUUGACACGACCGGUAAGGAAUUCGUCUUCGCCUUCCAGAGUAACUUUCAGAAUAAAAGACCAGACAGACUCUCGCUGCUAAUAGGAGCCAACGAACCAGGUCUGACAAGGGUUCAAGUCGAAGCACCAAACUUCAAUUGGCAACAGACGGUGCAAAUACAACAUAAACAGGUAAGGCAAGUGGAUCUUAACCCAGAUAUUGCUGCUCGGGGGGCUGGGCCAGUCAAUGGUACGCUUAUCGUAAGAGCAACCAAGGAUAUAUCAGUUCAUGGCCUCAAUUCGCUCACCAUGACAAACGAUGCUUUCUUGGCUAUCCCAACUCAUGGUCUUGGUGAAGAGUACUUUGUGGCAUCUUACGACCCGGUGCCCAUUGAGAUGUCACAGUUCCUGAUCACAGGCAUCCAGGCCGAUACAGCCGUGAAGAUCGUUCUUCAGGCUAGGCUUCAACACAACUCACAAUGGUACAGCAAAGGACAAACACUGACCGUCAAUAUUGGAAAGUAUCAGUCCAUCCAGUUUCAGAGCCAGGAAGAUCUUACAGGAACCAGGAUUACAUCCACCAAGCCCAUCAGCGUCAUGUCUGGAGCUUCCUGCACUCUCGUCCCAACCCAAGUAUACAGGUGUGACCAUCUCGUAGAGCACCUGCCCCCAUUCAACACUUGGGGCAAGCGAUUUACCCUUUUGCCAUUCUCUAACAGAUCCGGUGGAUUCAUCUUCAGGAUUAUCGCUGGUCGUCCAUCAACCACAGUACACAUUAUGGGAAAUAACGUUCAGCUUCAGUUCGAAGGCAGCUUCAGGGAAUUCAAUCAGCCAGCUUCACUGAAGACCACUCUGCAAUCAGAUAAACCCAUCAUGGUUGUACAGUACGCCAAAGGAAUGCAGAAGGAUAAUAAUGGAGAUCCCUUCAUGACCCUCAUCCCACCUGUCGAACAGUACAUGCAGAAGGAGAUCACCUUUGGUUCUUUCAAUCAAUCAGGUACAGACAUGCUCAACAUGUUUGCUGGAGUUUCCUUCACUUCACCAGCUCUUUUCACCAUGAGUCUCAAUGGAAAAUCAUCAUUUGAACCUGAGCAAGGCAUCCCAGGCACGGGUAUCUCUUCAACUUUCACAGCCGACUCGACCAUUCCUCUUGAUAACAUCCGAAACAUUCUGACAAAUUACGAGAAGGAUGUUCAUUACAUGGCCAUCGUUUACGGGUUUGCCAGCGGCACAUCGUUCGGUUACCCAGCAGCCUACCAGCUCAGGCAAAUCACAUGUACAAGGCCUGGCAGGCAGGGCCCAGAAGCUGAGUUUGAGUGUCCAGACUCACACAGACGCCCCCGACCCACUGCACCUGUCGUACCCGUAGGCCCAGGCAGUGGAGGAGAAUUAGGACAAGAAGGUUGUACGUCAAAGGGCGUCGUAGUUCUUGCCGCCAUUCUUCCAGCCCUUAUUGUAUUUAUCAUAAUGGUUAUCAUCCUUGUCUUCGUCCUCUACAGAUUGAGGAGAAAGCUUUGACUUGUCUUUCAUCAUCACUGAAGUGCAAUACAAUGGAUAUCUCAUCUAGGAAUUCACAUCUUAUAUAAAAACAUCUGAGUGAUUGGACCAUCCCAAAGACAUGUUCUGUAGACCUUGUCACAUCAAAUCUGGACUGAGUCACCGUGUGUCCUAAACCUUGAAUCAUCCGCGGGGGGGGGGUCUAUUUGGGAAAACAAACUUUUUUGCUAACCGUUUUGCCGACCAGGUCAUGAUACGUAGUUGGUGUGAUUUAUGCUCUUUGGAUAUCUCAUCAGAUCGGACCAAGACCCAGACCGUUCCUGGUGUGUCAAGGUCUUCAUAAACAUCCUAAUUUCAAUGGAUUAUAUUGAAAUGAGAGUCGCUCCGAGUUUCAUUAUCGCUUAAAAAAUCAUUGUCUUUCCAGCAAAAAGCAAACUGUAUUAUAAUGCUUUGUAUUACUAUAUCGUUUUCUUUGUUUUUGUUCGUUUGAAUAAUGUGGUGCUAAAUAUUUGUACAAAUUGUAACAAAUUGUAAGAUAGGUGGUCAACCACGAAAAAAUAAAUACAAGCUGCCUUGUUUUUUUUAUUCCGUUAGUUAUUCUAUUUUCUUUCUAAAAGAUGAGCAAGGUAGUGUUAUGCCUUUUGGUUCGGUAUGCUAUUUUUGUAAUUGGUGAUAAAGUAUUAUUUCUAAGUAAUUUAGAAGACACUUGAAAAUAGUAUGUUUAGUUUAGUGGUGUACAUAAAAUUUAAAGAAUAUCUAUAUAUUGAUUAAAUACCGCAAAGUUAUUUCUUUUUAUAAUUUGUUCUGCUUGGUUCUUUUAGUUAUUUUAAUGACUAUAUAAAUUAAUGAUACUUCACAGUUUAAUCCUUUCCGUUUUUUUGUUCGUAUUGUUGCUUGAUUUUGUAAAUAGAAUUUUAUCUCUAAGUACGUAUUGAGUCUGUAGAAAUAAUCUUUUAUAUAGAAACUACGUGGACUGUUACUUAGGUACAUGUAGUUGUGUAUAGAUGGGUUAACAAAACAGGGAGUAAUAAAAGUCAAGAUGUCAUAUUUUAGAGUUCAUUAUCCUCUAUGCGUUAACAUGUAUAUCUCAGCUAAAUUUUUGGUUAAUAAUACAUGUAAUAUGUACACCUUUUCGUAACGACUUUUCACUGUUCGUAGCGUAUGUCGUCACCAGUAAGGGAUUGUUGAGAUUGUAAUAAUUCACUAAUUGCACAUUAUUUGAAUAUGUAAUGUCUUAAAUGACAUCAUGUGCAUUCCGCGAUUUCAAAAUGUGUAUGUUUGUAUCGAUUUUAUACAAGAUAACAUGUUGAAAUGGAAACCCCAAUAAAUGUUUUAUUUCUUAAA
Messenger RNA from Lytechinus pictus (painted urchin), 2841 nucleotides. Its product is annotated as IgGFc-binding protein-like. The record is from RefSeq and is a predicted model, not a curated record. Lineage: Eukaryota; Metazoa; Echinodermata; Echinoidea; Temnopleuroida; Toxopneustidae. The coding region runs from base 1 to 1518 and encodes 505 amino acids. The transcript is spliced from 7 exons.